This is a messenger RNA of Drosophila elegans, 2162 nucleotides long. RefSeq names its product sorting nexin lst-4 (gene SH3PX1). Bases 141 to 1844 code for a protein of 567 amino acids. Gene Ontology annotation, molecular function: protein binding; phosphatidylinositol binding. The record is from RefSeq and is a predicted model, not a curated record. Gene Ontology annotation, biological process: protein transport; endocytosis; plasma membrane tubulation. Gene Ontology annotation, cellular component: plasma membrane; cytoplasmic vesicle. The transcript is spliced from 3 exons. NCBI's taxonomy places the organism in Eukaryota, Metazoa, Arthropoda, Insecta, Diptera, Drosophilidae.
UUUCCGUAAUCCGCAGUGCGGUCACACAGUCGGUGAUUCAGAUUUAGUAGUUAUUUUUUGUCUGUUUAUGGCCCCUGUGGACACGGGAUUCGAAUUUACCUAAAGGACUAAAGGACCUAGCAGGACAGGAGCAAGUCAAGAUGACCUCGUACGUGCGCGCAAUGUACGACUUCAGCGGCGAGCCGGGCUCCUCGGAGCUCUCGAUCGCCACGGGCGAUGUGCUCUCGGUGACGCGGAGCGACGUGGGUGAGGGCUGGUGGGAGGGCAAGAACGCCCGCGGGCAGGUGGGCCUCUUUCCGGCGGCCUACGUGGAGGUGAUGUCGGCGGCGGAGGCCCAGAAACUGAGCGCCAGUGGAGCCACGUCGGUGCCACAGGUGCCGGACCCGUUUGCCUCGUCACCGCCGCCCCGAUACGAUCAGACGGCGGAGGACGACGGCAGCAAUUGGGACGAUGAGGACGACUGGAGCGAUGACAACGAUGAUAACACCUAUUCGGCGAUUGGUCCCGGUGGCCUUAAGUCCGCCGGACAGGCGUCACGCGCCGGAGGACUGUCGCAUUCCACCAGUGACUACGAUAACAAACACCUACCCAUUGCCCCCAGUGACGACACCCAAUCGCUGGCCUCCAUGGCCGGAGGAACUGGCGCUGCCGGCACCGUCAAGAAGGGCAUGUUCGCCAAGAGCUCCGACUCGUACAUACUCGGUCUGUCCAGCCCCAGGGAGAAGAUACCCGAAUGCGAGAUGGCCUACAUCACACAGCAGGAGGACUCCAUCUACCAGUGGACGCAGAACCAUUCACCCUACUCCGUUGUGGUGGCCAGUCCAAAGAAAGAGUCCAAGUUCAAGGGGAUGAAGACGUUCAUUGCCUACCAACUGACGCCUAGUUUCAACAACAUAUCCGUGUCGCGUCGCUACAAGCACUUCGACUGGCUGCACGAGCGUUUGGUGGACAAGUUUUGCCUGAUCCCGGUGCCACCGCUGCCGGACAAGCAGAUUUCGGGUCGCUAUGAGGAGCAAUUCGUGGAGCACCGACGCGUCCAGCUGCAGGAGUUCGUGGACUGGGUGUGCCGACAUCCGGUGAUCUCCAAGUGCGAGGUCUGGUACCAUUUCCUGACCUGCCGCGACGAGAAGAUCUGGAAGUCGGGCAAGCGCAAGGCGGAGCGCGAUCCCUACAUGGGUGUCAACUACUGCCUGGCCAUCUCGCCGCCGGACAAGAAUCUGCUGCACUCCAAGGUGGACGCCCAGGUGGAGUUGGGCACUCAGUUCAUUCACAGCAUGGACGUGGCCGUGCGCAACCUGAACAGCAUUUCCAAUGACAUGGCCAAGCGCUCGAUGACGCAGAGUAAAAAGGAGUUCCAGCGCAUCGGUGACGGACUCUCCGACCUGGCCAAGGCGUUGGCCAUUGACGAGCGGCGUGCGCCCACCCGGAACGCGGUGCCGCUCUCCGAGAGCGUCGGCCGCAUCGGGGGCAUCUUCAUUGGCAUUGGCCAGGCCUUUGGCGACCAGCCCAAGCAAGAUUGGAUACCCCUCUCCGAUAGAUUGCACAUCUACAGGGGCGUUCUCAGCUGCUUUCCGGAUAUCUUCUCCACUCACAAGGGCGCCAUACAGAAGCGCAAGGACUGCGAGCGAUUGGCUGGCGAGGGGAAGAUGAACAAUCCCCAGCUGCACGACGUGAAUCGACGCACUGAUGUCGUCUCCUACACGGUUCUGGCCGAAUUGACCCACUUUAAGAGCGAGCGGGAUACGCAUUUGAAGCACACGCUGAAGAAUUUCAUUGGCGAGCAAAUUAAGUUCUACCAGGGCGUGGUGGCACGUCUGCAGGAGGCCAGUCGGCAAAUCGAGUAGUGGACUCAUCCGUGGACUUAUCGCUGGAGAUCGGCUGGGAGCACAAAGAAACAAAGAAACCACACCGGGCACACACUUCCACAGAAACACACACACACACUCUGAUAUAUAGCUGAAAACAUUCGCACGCGCGCAUUUCAAAUGCCUUAGAAAGGAACUCUUAUUUUAAGCGUGGUUCUAACUAAAUGUUAAACAAAAAAAUAUUACAUAAUGUUGUUUGUAAGUGAAAAAGUUGCGUAUUUAUACAGAAAUUAACUUUUAUAUGCCUAUUAUACACUGAACUUGAAAAGCAAAUAUAAUUAUAUUUAUAAAAAAGCA